This is a messenger RNA of Manis javanica (Malayan pangolin), 5297 nucleotides long. It is a transcript of the gene BMP10, whose product is annotated as bone morphogenetic protein 10. Gene Ontology annotation, cellular component: extracellular region. Gene Ontology annotation, biological process: BMP signaling pathway. Lineage: Eukaryota; Metazoa; Chordata; Mammalia; Pholidota; Manidae. Gene Ontology annotation, molecular function: cytokine activity; growth factor activity. The record is from RefSeq and is a predicted model, not a curated record.
CGCUCCACAAGAUAAAACUGCCACUUAGAGCCCAGGAGAGCUAGACCUCUCUGGGGGCUCGAGCAGAGUCAUGGGCACUCCAGCCCCACAGCUGUGUGCUCUCUUCUGCCUGGUGGCUCACUCCGUUUCUGGCAGCCCCAUCAUGAGCCUGGAGCAGUCGUCUCUGGAAGAAGAUAUGCCCCUAUUUGAUGAUGUCUUCUCAGAGCAAGAUGGUGUCGACUUUAACACAUUGCUACAAAGCAUGAAGAAUGAGUUUCUCAAGACACUGAACCUGUCUGACAUCCCUACACAGGAUCCGGCCAAGGUUGAUGCACCAGAGUACAUGCUGGAACUCUACAACAGAUUUGCAACAGAUCGGACCUCCAUGCCAUCGGCCAACAUCAUUAGGAGUUUCAAGAAUGAAGAUCUGUUUUCCCAACCAGCCAGUUUCAAUGGGCUCCGAAAAUACCCUCUCCUCUUCAAUGUGUCCAUCCCUCACCAUGAAGAGGUUAUCAUGGCUGAACUCAGGCUGUUCACAUUGGUGCAGAGAGAUCGCAUGAUAUACGAGGGGGUGGACCGGAAAAUUACCAUUUUUGAGGUACUAGAGAGCAAACGGGACAAUGAGGGUGAAAGAAGCAUGCUGGUGUUGGUGUCAGGGGAGAUCUAUGGAACUGACAGUGAGUGGGAGACCUUUGAUGUCACCGAUGCCAUCAGACGUUGGCAGAAGUCAGGCUCCACCACUCACCAGCUGGAGGUCCACAUUGAGAGCCGGCAUGAUGAAACCGAGGAUGCCAGCAAGGGACAACUGGAGAUAGACACCAGUGCCCAGAAUAAGCAUGUCCCUUUGCUUGUCGUGUUUUCUGAUGACCAAAGCAGUGAGAAGGAGCAGAGGGAGGAGCUGAGUGAAAUGAUCUCUCAUGAGCAACUUCUGGAGCUGGACAGCCUGGGCCUGCAUGGUUACCCCAGUGGGCCUGGGGAGGAGGCUUUGCUGCAGAUGAGGUCAAACAUCAUCUACGACUCCACUGCCCGCAUCAGAAGGAAUGCCAAAGGAAACUACUGCAAGAGGACCCCGCUGUACAUCGACUUCAAGGAGAUUGGCUGGGACUCUUGGAUCAUCGCCCCACCUGGAUAUGAAGCCUACGAAUGCCGCGGUGUUUGCAACUACCCCCUGGCAGAGCAUCUCACACCCACAAAGCAUGCAAUUAUCCAGGCCUUGGUCCACCUUAAGAAUUCCCAAAAGGCUUCCAAAGCCUGCUGUGUGCCCACCAAGCUAGAGCCCAUCUCCAUCCUCUAUUUAGACAAAGGUGUUGUCACCUACAAGUUUAAAUAUGAAGGCAUGGCUGUCUCUGAAUGCGGCUGUAGAUAGAAGAGGAGUCCUGUGGCUUAUUUAAUAACUGUAAAUGUGUAUAUUUUGUGUUCCUAUUUAAUGAGAUUAUUUAAUAAGGGUGUACAGAUCCUAGAGGCUUGCUCCUUAGGGAAAUGGACAGGUCAGUUUGCUGCAGGAAGUGCAUGUUUUGCUAUGCAUGUUGUGCCUUCCAAUGCAUUUUGCUUUGGACUUGCCAUUUCCUGGCAGUGCCAUUUCUAACAGCAAGUGGCAAGCCCACACUGCUUGUCCUCUAUUUCAAUUGGAAAACAACAAGCCCUAAGCAGAAAUACAAUGUGGAAAGGUAGAUAUUUGUGUAUGUAUAUGUGUACAUAGAUAAACUUAUAAAACUGUUUUUGGUUCUAUAGAGGUAAAUUAUACUCACACACACACACACACAUGACUCAAUCAAAUGUGUACAUGUUAAAAGCCAGUGGUAUGUUCUCAGUCACCUCUUCUCUGAGUAGGAUUUAUGUCAGGAUAAUUUGCACCAGGAAUUUAACCAUCCUAGGAAGUAUCACAUUUCUUAAAUACUAUUAGAGAUAUAGGCGUAGUACUUUUCAGUUGAAUUUGUGCCAUUGCUCAGAGCAGCAGGGCCUAUAAAAGACGCUGCAUGUUUGCAGGGAGGGGUUACUUAAUACAGAAACCAAGUGGCUUCAUGAGGCAGUGACCUUAUCCAAUACCAAAGAAUGAGCCCUUGGGACCUCAGUGCACUGAGGGCAGCUCCUGGUCAUGAAAGGAAAACAGAGGGGACUUCAGGAUGACAUCUGUUCCUGAGAUGAUAGGAAAGCAAGGCCAUGUGUUGGUUUUUAUUACUGCAAAACAUAAGGAGGGUGGGAGGGGACUCAUAAGGGAGAAGGGGAAGAGCAUAUAAAUAAAUGCUAUCCUAGGAUGUGUUUGUAAAAUUAUAAGCAAUUCUAAUUGAAGAAUUAAAUCUUUGGGCAAAAUAAAAUUAUCGAAGACCAAGAGGAUGAAACUCAGAAAGGAUCUGUUUGUUGGACUCUUCACUUUUUCAUAGUUUUCUUCAAUUUUAAUAUCUCUCCCUGGACUCUGCACCUCUGUUUUUGCUUUUUUCCAGCUUUUUCCUUCCCUCUUUCUUCUUUUGCCUAGCACCUUCCUUCCCCCAUUCCUGUGCCCCUGGAAUCACUGGGCUUCAUUGCCCCUGCUGUGGGCUGGAAGGGGUCACCUGGAGGGGUUUGCUCUCAGGAAGAAUGGAGUCAGUGCUUGAUUUCUAGAUUUCUCCAGAUAUUUUAUCUGAUUUCAUUUUAAAUGUAUCCUUAAUUAAAUGUUUUGUUCAUGAAGAAUACUUAAGGAUAAGAGGAAGAAAACCAGAGUUUGAAUGGUUACAUCCAAAUAACUGAAUUAAUAAAGAGAUACACAAACAGAGGCCUUGAAAGCUAAGCCUGAAUUUUGAAAUCAGGUUUGCCCCAUGGUAGAAACCCUGUAGCCCUCCCUUCUUCCUAUUCUGCAGUGUUCCUGUUUUGGAUCUGACUAGGACUAAGGUUCCUGAUGGGAAUGGCCUGGCAGGUCUGCCCGCAGCUAGCCAGCAAGAGGAACACAGGCCCUGGCUCUGGUCUUGGCACCCACCCCCACCUGUCCCCUCAACAUCCCAGGAUCAGGGGCUUUGUGCAGGAAGAAUCAAGCAGUGCAGUCCUCAAACUGUCCCUACACCUCCAGGCAGACACAGAUGGUUCACACCAGCGUCAGGAAUGUGGUUUCUAGUGCAUUGUCCCCAGUCACCCGGUUUCAUGCUUCCUUAGAAGUCUUGCAUUUUUUGACCCUGGGAAACCAUCAGCCUCCCUUUCACAAACCUCUUAGGGUUAUAAACUCAUAUUGCACUAGAAAACAGAGGAAAGAAAAGCUAUUUUGAAGGACAUUUUGCCCAAUUUGGACUUCAGCUCUGUACAUCCACUGCCCACUGGUGUCCAGAGGGCAGAUCCUGGGGAACUGACUUCCCUGGGAAGUGGUAUUUUGAUCACCAGUGAGUACAUAGUGCUUGACAAUUAGAGACGGCCAGGCAGCUCAGCCAUUCAUUUAUGUAACUGCCCCGUAUAAAAUGCUGUGUGAGUGAGUGAGUGAGUGAGUGAGUGAGUGAGUGUGUGUGUGUGUGUAACUGGCUUUGGAUAACCACACUUAGAGCUCUCAGUGGGAGGGGCAUCCUUUACCCAUGGUACACACGAUAUACUCAUAUACUCUAUGGUACUUCUUAUCCCUCUUUAAAAGACACUGAAAUAAAUACAUGGUAAAACCUCGGCUGACCAGGAUAGUUCUGGUUACAUAAAAUUUAAGCAAAAUUUUCUUUAUGUCUAGAAUAUAUGAGAGUGGUGUACUAGAAAAUGCUUUAUAGCCAGGAAUCCUGGGAGGUCGGGGAGUAAUCUUGAUUUAUGGAUUUCAAUGGUGUAUACACCCCACUAUGGUCUAUUUCAAAUUACCAAUUUUAUAUCAACUAGCUAGCAAAAUUCCCAAAAAUGUAACAACCUGCUCUCGGGAGCCACGGGUACCAACCUCAGCACCCGGCUGCUAUUAGCACGCUGUCAUUAUUAGAACACAGGGAUGUGCCAGCCCUGCUUUCCUGUGCCAACACUCUGCCAGCUUCCUGGAGAAAUCUUGUCGCACGCACUUAGAAUCACUCUUCUGUUAAAGAGACGUGAAAAUCUAGGCUGUCGGCGACUAGGCAGCAUAUCCCAGGUGUUUCUCCUUUACCACAGUCCAGAUGUAAACGUGUAUGUCUAGGCUUUUCUUCUUCCCGUGGAAAGAGAGCACGGGAAGCCAUAUAUUGGGAAUCCAAAUGUGGCUAGUUGCAUUUUUCUUUUUUCUUCCUUCUCAGUAAAAACAGAAGAUAGAAAACAUAGUAGGGGAGUCCUCCUAGCUUCCAUAAGGCCUCUUCCUGCCACUAUUUGCCAUCACAGUAUUAACAUGAAGCCAUCAGCUCACCAGACCCUGAGGAAAGUAGAACUUGAAAAUGUCUUCUGUGGUCAUAGACCUUGGCUAUAUCCCACACCCCAGUCUUUUUCACACUUUUAUGGUAGAAUUGUCACCACUGAAGAUGAUAAGCCUAAAUGAUUCUUGAGAAGCGUUGUAGCAGAGGGACUUUGACAGCCAACAACUGAAAUAUUUCUGUAAAAGUUUCAAGGCUUCCUACUAUUUAUUGAUGGAUAUAUUUAUUUUUGUAAUAUAGUGUAGAAUACCAAAUGUUUUAUUUUUAUGUUUGUGAUUCCGUCUUGAUGAAAAUAGUCUUCUGUGCUUUUCAAAUUGUACUUUCUUCAGAGCAUGGCUCCUUUACAAUAUAUGGCCUGUAUUUUCAUCUCUUUUUUGCAUUAAAAUUCUGUUACUUUAAGGAAUCUUGUCAUAACUUUGUAUAUUUGUGUCUUGUAGGCAUGCUGUGAGUCCCCUGACAUAUUUACUGAUUUGUAAAAUAGUAGUUUUAACAGAAUAGUAUAGUUUUAACUAAAGUGGAGGUGUUCCAAAAAAUAUUUAACCAAUAAAUUGUCAUGUUGUUCCCUGAACUUGCAUUGUCAUUUUUCCCUGAGAAGCAAAUAUUGUCAGGCUGUGAAGGCUGCUCACUGAGGGAAGGCAGUAUUUAAUGGGGACUUUUCAUUCCCCAAACUAGAUGCUUCCCCUCUGACUAUAUCCACUGCCAUCACUGACCCACCAAUUCAGAGACCUGGUUGGACAAAUAUGUUUAUAAUUGGACUAAUUACUCUACAAAUGUAAAAAAAAGGUUAAGUGAGUCCCAAAGCAAUCAGUCUCAAAGUGCCUAAUUCUUGCCCUUUGUAUAAUUUUUGGCCUGGGAAAUUAAUAUAACUUGUCCUCAAACUGUUAGCAAAUAUUUUGGUAUUCUUUGGAAUCUAUGUUCUUCAAGUCAAAGAUAUUUCCGUAGAAAGGAAUUUUACAUCUCACUUCUUGCUGGACUCAGCAGCAGCCCAUAAAGCCCAGCAGUGUUGUGGCAGAAACA